AUGGGACAUGGAAGCACGCAAAGGAGAUGGUAUACUCUAGCUUUCCAUUUUUGUCAAAGUUUGCAACUCAGGAAGGAACCUUUUGGUGGUUGCAUGAGUACAAUGGAGGCGGUUGCACGGUGUUUACGAGUUCUUGAACCAAAUGGGGUAGACAUUGAGGCCAAGUUGAUUAGCGUUUUGAGAACAAUGGUCAGUUUUCAGGCUUCCUUCUUAAAACCUUUAAAGCCAAGGCCCAAGUUGUUGAAAACACGUAAAGAUGAUGAGAAAAAGAUAAGUUGA
Messenger RNA from Lactuca virosa, 279 nucleotides. Lineage: Eukaryota; Viridiplantae; Streptophyta; Magnoliopsida; Asterales; Asteraceae. The record is from the annotation of a GenBank genome assembly.